Molecule: messenger RNA, 792 nt
Organism: Sorghum bicolor (sorghum)
Lineage: Eukaryota; Viridiplantae; Streptophyta; Magnoliopsida; Poales; Poaceae
Exons: 1
Source: RefSeq, a predicted model, not a curated record
CGAGCACGCGACGCCGAGGAGGGGCGCCGCCGCCAGGUGGAGGCCGAUCGUGCCGCGGCCCUCGACGCGUACGAAGCCAAGUACGCCGCUGUCCAUGCCACCGCCAUCGCCGUCCUCGUGCCCUUGGUCUUGGAUCACGCCGCAGACAACUACAACUGGUGGCGCACUAUGUUCCUGACAGUCUUGGGCAAAUAUGCCCUCACGGAUCACGUCCUCUCCGACGUCGUAAACGCCGAUCGUCCGGCGUGGGUGCAGAUGAACUGCACCGUGCUCACUUGGAUCUACUGCACCAUCCAUGCUGAUCUCCAACAGUCGACGAUGAACAACAAGCCCAAAGCUCGCUGCGCCUGGACAUACCUCGAGAAUGAGUUUCUCGGCCAGCGCGAAUCGCGCGCCCUGUUGCUCUCUGCGGAGUUUCGCACGGCGAAACAGGGCUCGUCCUCGAUCACCGACUUCUACCGCCGUCUCGAGACCAUGGCGGCGACCCUCGGUGACUACAGCGAUCUGACUGGGGACCACACUCUGGUCCUCACCCUCCUCCGCGGCCUCAGCGGCAAGUUCCGACCCAUGGUCUCCAACCUCAAGAUGCGGCAACCCUUCCCCACCUUCGAGGAGGCUCGCACGCUUCUCUUGCUUGAGGAGAUCGACAUCGAUGACAUCGCUGCCAGCGAGGCCGCUGGGGCCUCUGAUCCACUGGCCUCCUCCGCAUCGACCGCUCUCGUUGCCGCACCUCGUCCCCCAGCCGGACUGCCUUACGGCGGCCAUGGGCAAGGCAGCCAGGGCGGCCACGGC